AUGUCUCCAUUUUCCACCGAGUGGCGCGCGUCUCGAUCUAUCUAUCUAUCUAUCUAUCUAUCUAUCAGUCCCAUUCCUAAUAAAACUUUGCCUGUUCGUAUCUAUCUAUCUAUCUAUCUAUCUAUCUAUCUAUCUAUCUAUCAAGAGAAGAUAAUUCAUAACGAACUACCAAUUAGCUCACGUUCCUGUCGGCUGUUAAUUAGACUUCGUAAAUCGACGAGAUGUGAGAUGGGCACAGUUAAGUCGACCAAGGUUGGUGUACGAAAGAAAAGCGAGAGGAUUUUGCCAAAGACUUUUUCAUUAUUGCAUUGCACCAAUCUUUCUCGUGGCUGUCAUGCCUGCCUUCUAUCUAUCUAUCUAUCUAUCUAUCUAUCUAUCUAUCUAUCUAUCUCCGUUUGUUCCUUUUUAUCUAUCUAUCUAUCUAUCUAUCUAUCUAUCUAUCUAUCUAUCUAUCUAUCUAUGUCUAUUCUUUAUCGAUUUAUCGAUCUAUGUCUUUCAACACUUACAGAUCACGCCACUUCUUUCUUUCUUUCUUUCUUUCUUUCUUUCUUUCUUUCUUUCUUUAGUUGUAAUUUUUAUUCUGGUCGUCUGUAUCGACCUCAUUAUGUUUCUCCUUUUCUUUUCUUUUUUCUCUUUAUUUGCCCAACUUGUCUUCUUUUUCUCUCUUUCUCAAUUCCCCCCCCCCUUGAUUACACUUCUUUUUUUAUCAGUAUGUCUUUUCGUUGCUUUCAUUCUUUCCUUACUGCUAGCCUUUUUUCUUUUUUUCUUUUUAUUGUGGUCCCAUUCUUAUUGUACGAUUAA
Acanthosepion pharaonis is the source of this 801-nucleotide messenger RNA. NCBI's taxonomy places the organism in Eukaryota, Metazoa, Mollusca, Cephalopoda, Sepiida, Sepiidae. The record is from the annotation of a GenBank genome assembly.